This is a messenger RNA of Osmia bicornis bicornis, 6512 nucleotides long. RefSeq lists its product as uncharacterized. Lineage: Eukaryota; Metazoa; Arthropoda; Insecta; Hymenoptera; Megachilidae. Gene Ontology annotation, cellular component: cell surface. The record is from RefSeq and is a predicted model, not a curated record. Gene Ontology annotation, molecular function: heparin binding. The transcript has 20 exons. Bases 632 to 6190 code for a protein of 1852 amino acids.
CAUCACUUUGUAGAUAGAAUGAUAUUAUUUUAAAAAUGUAACACGAAUUAAAGUUUUAUUUUAACUAUAAAACACGAUACAUUCGAACGACGCGACGCAACGUUGCAAAUUCUUUGCAGAAAAGAAAUGGUAGUAUGUGGAAUUGUACCCAGGCCUUGAUCUAAUUUCAUCCAAUUGCCUGGCCCAUUGGCUUUCCGAGGAAAGUGAUUCAGGAAGGAGCGGAACGAUGAGAAAGGGAGGACAAGGACUGCUUAGGGUGCAAAAACAAGUUUUAAAAACCCACCAAACCUGUAUAGCACUUAAUUUCUAUUCUUUGACGAAGGGCCGUGAGAGGAAGUAUGCACCUUAGAACUUAUUGAAUAUGCAAGCGCAAUCGUACCGCAACACUCGUCGACCAAUUUUUAAAUAAGCAAAAUAUAUUCUAUAAUUAAGCGUUAGAGGAGAAGGUGCGAAUAUGAGGAGGCGAAAAUCGUCUGCCAGACUCGUCAGUGAGAACAAACUCAAUCCCGCUACCACCUAAAGGUCGCCGACCCGAGCUGUGGGUGCCCGCGGAUUGCAAAGGCGAAUUGUGAAUUUAAUGCCUAGUUUAGAUCAGUGAACGGAUGUAUCGGUCUUAGAUCAUUAGGGGAUCAUGGAGUGGUUACGAAUUUUGCUUGUCUUCGGUUCCGCCGUUUUCGUCUUAGCGCAUGUUUCGAUGGAUGAUUAUUUGGAUGAGAGAUUGAAGCAGACGAAAAUUGAAAUAGCUAAACUCUACUUUCGUAAUGAACCAUCAGUCCAAAGAAAGGUGUAUAAUGUAAAAUGGGACAAAUCGUGGCAGCAGGAUAUCGGUAAAAAACGGCCAUUUACAGUGAACGCAUUCAACAAAGUUCUCCUGAUCGAAGAGAAUUAUGUCCUUACAUUGUCUUUCGAUGAACCUCCGUCGAAUCAAACUUUACCUCAAGAAAUAACUUCAACUCGUAACGAUAAAUCUAUAACAUUUGUCAGAAGCAUCGUCUGGAAGAGCGUGCUUUAUCUCUUAAUUUGCUACGAAACUGGAUCAUGCAGCUUGUACACGGGAACGGAUAAUCUGCAGCUAACAAUAAGACAUCGACAGUCGAUUCAGCAUAAAGGAUACCCCAUGGAUGCUAGCUUCUUCGUUCGCGCGAAUCGUCUUUAUCUCGUGGUGGCUAAUAAUUCUGGCAAAUUUGCUGUGCCCUCUUUAAUAUAUCACUGGAGAGGCACGUACAUGGACGUAGAGGUGGAAGUAAUAACCAUUGCCGCGGUAUCGGUCACCACGUUCAAGCACAAGCAAUCGACGAUCUUAGUAUUCGCACAGAACGACAUGACUGUACCCGAUAUUGGUUCCAUGGUGUACGAAUUUAAAGAAAUCAGCCUCGAUAGAAUACAAUUCCUGUCGACUUUAAAUCCAGUCUCUGUUCAUCAUUAUAAUCAUGCUGGUUUCGAUUUCAUUUUCUUCAUGAAUGGACGAAGUCCAAGUAGCUUGUUCUGGUGGGACGGACACGAACUGUUGAACUGGGAGCAAAUACUGGAAAUCAAGGCAUCCAGUUUGUUCCAUGUUUUGAACAUCAAAGAUGAUACUUUCUUUUUCGUGGGUCAUAAUAACACGUUACAAUUAUACAAAUUUGAAAAUGCAUCGGAUCGCAAUCUGCUGAGCUCCAUGAAGCUACCCAAUGAAAAGAAAAUCAUCGACGUACAAAUUCAAGCGAAGAAAUCCACGAUAACCAUGAUGCUGGUCAUCAUGAAUGAAGAUAACACUUAUGUCAUAGAAUCAUGGGAGUUACGCGUAGAAGAAAUUCCUUCAGAUUAUUCGAUAAAGGAGAGCGACAUACUGUCGGAACAUUUGGCAGAGUUGGUUGAAACAUUGCAACAAAGAACGCUGCUUAUAGAAAAAGCUGAAUCCUCCUGGCCUUCUUUAUUUCCAGCGGACAAAGAUUUAACAAUAACAGAACCACUGAUCUUACCAUCAUUUAAGCUUGAUUUUGGAACUGUAGAAAACAUCGACGUCUUCGCUGCAGAAGACGUAAUUACACCUGAUGAACUUCGGAAAAAAUUAGAUAUUCUUAUUCGCGAUGUUAAUGAUACUUUAACAACGUCGAAAAAUCUUUUGAUAUCAAACAACACGAAUCUGUUAAACGAAGAUAUCCUCGUCGAUGGUGAUGCAUUUAUUGGAUCCCUGCAAAUUGAUAAGAUGAAUGUAGAUCAUUUAAACGGGUUUGAUAUGAAUUCGAAGGAUAUCGUUAAUUCGAAUAAAACUCAGGAAUCUUUGCGCGGAAAGAAUAUCGUUGUAGAUAACGUCGAAAUUGACAGUAUUUGCGGGAUUCCAUUUCAAUAUUGGGCAUUAAAUGAUGGCACGUCAAAAACGGUGUUAGAUAGAGCACCGAAUAACAUUGAAUUUUCAAAUGAUACAAUGUUCUUAUAUUCGAACGUCUCAAUGGAAAGCUUGAACUUGAAAACAUUGAAUGAUAUUGAUAUCGAUGAAUUUUUCAGCGAGUUAUUUGUUAUUAAUAAAAAUCAGAAGAUCAAAGGGAAUGUUAUCUACAACGAUGUGUUACAAAUUCAGAAUCUUACGACGGAAACGUUGAAUGGAGAACCAUUUGAGAAUUACAUGACUACAAGCACCGAUCAACAUUUCGAUUCUUUCAUAAUAAAAUCACUAAAGGUGGACGAUUUGUACGCGGAUUCGAUAAACGACGUUCCAGUUUCAGAAGCAGCUCGAAUUUCCACCGAAGCUGUAAUCAAAGGUGUAGUGAAAAUUGCGAGGCUACAAAUCACCGACAAACUGACCGCAGAUUUACCCUCUGAAUUAACAAAAUCUCAGCCACAUCAAAUUUACUCCAACGUUACCGUUUAUGGUAACGUGAACAUUGGAACUCUGGACAUGGACAAAUAUGCAGUAAUAUUUUUAAACAACGAAAAAUUAAACCUGAACAACAUCUUCGAAACAUUCUGGACGAAAUCAACUGAUCAAACCUUUGAAAACAGCGUCACAUUUGAGAAUAAUUUGAUCAUCGAUCGUUUGCAGACCAAGUAUUUAAAUGGAUUCUUAGAGAAUGAAUUUUUCUACACGAAUGCAACAACUAUUCCAGAGAGUUUCAAAAGUCUACAUUUUGAAAAUGUUCAUAUAGACGACAUGUUCUUCACAAAAGAAGAAAAUAACAAUUUCUUUGAUAUUGCCCCUGAAUCAUUAACUAUCCAGGAUAAAUUAUAUCUGAAACACUUGCAUACAAAUCAACUGUUCACUCAAGUUUACAAUAAUCUUUCUGUAACUGAUAUAUUGAACGGGAAACCGUCUGUGUUUCCUGAAAAUAUGCAUUUUUCUACCGUCCGAGCGAAACGGGUCAACAUACUACAGGGGCUUGAGUUACUUUUUCUCAACGACACGGACACCGUUGCCUUCUUAGGAGGUGCAAGGAGCUCUGAGGGUGAUCAGAAAGAAAAAUUUAUAAAGACACUGGAAUUUCAUGUUGAAAAUCUUAACGUUGAUAGAAUUAAUGAUAUUGAUAUGAAGAAACUUUUGUCAUUGAAAAACAUGAAGAUUUCUGAUUUAAGAAACUUGAUAAUAGAUGGUGAUCUUACGGUGAAAGGUGAUUUAAAAAUUGAUCGAAUACACGACGAAUCAGCAGCAACUUAUCUGCGAAACAUGCUUACAAAAGACAUCGUGUUUUAUAGAAAUUUAACAAUCGAUGAGUUGAUUGUGCAGAAUGCUACAUUGGAAUUUUUGAACGGUAUCAAUUUAAAUAAUCUUUUCGAUGAUAUUCUGUUAAAAUCCAAAAAACAAGUUGUACCUGGGAAAUUCUCUUUCUACAAGAUCGCUACAAAGAAUAUUAAUAGUAAAUUUAUUAAUGAUAAAGACACUUCUGAAUUGAAGUGGAUCGACGAUCCUUUGUUUUUAGUAGGAAACGUCGCGUUUGAAAAUUUGUUCGUAGAAGGAGAUGUUGUGACGAAGAUAUUAAAUGGUCGUGAUGUUAAUGAGCUGUACAACAACCUGUUGAACCUAUCAGUUAUAAGCAUCAACAACUUGCAAGUACAUGGAAAUAUUACUUGGAGCAACUCGUCCAUGAACCCUUCUUCUUUGACGUUCUUCUUGAAAAAUGCAAUGACUAAAACUUCUAAUCAAUCUAUAUUAGGAGAUAUCGUUUUCGAAAAUGAUGUAUCAGCGUCAAAAGUAAAAGGAGAGUAUAAAGCAUUCGAUGAAAUACGCGACAUCGUGGCAGACACAGUGAUAGAUGAUGGAGACAUUAUUCGAGUAGCUGGGCAGAAGGUUUUUAAACAGAACCUUAUUACCGAUAGUUUGCUAGUAACAGAUGACGUCAGUAUUCCCAUGAUUAACAACAUCAGUAUUUUGAAAUUUAAUAAUUCUGUGGUGAAGAAGGAUCAGAAUGAAACGAUAACCAUGCCCAUAAAUUUCCUUCACGAGGUCACGAUUAAAGAAGUACUUACUAAUGACACAAAGGUUCAUGAUGCACCUUUGGAAGGAUUAGUCUUAGCGACGGAUAUGUUACCCAGGGUUACGUUCAAAAGUCUUGUUGUACUUAAGGACGUAUAUUUGAAGAAUCUAGAUGGAGUAUAUUUUGAUAAGUUCAUGAAGAAUCGUAUAACUACCGAUGGAGAUCAUGACAUAUUUGUUGAUGUGCAGUUCAAUAGCACCGUUGAAAUAACUGGAAAUACAAAUGUGACGCGAAUAAAUGGAAUAAAUCCUUCCAACCUGGUCCUCGAUGGAAUGGAGGAAGCACAACUUAUAUCCAAUUCAAAAAUCUUUGAGGAAGAUGUCGUGGUGCAUGGUAACAUUUAUACAAAAUCUAUCAAUAAUGUGGAUAUAUCCUUGGCUUAUUCGAAUGGCAUACAAACCGACCAAGACGUUGAAAUAACUGGAGAUUUAAUUUUAAAGUCCCCUGUUAAAGUUCCACAAAACGUGUUCGUUUCAAAAUUAAUAAACGGGAUUAAUUUAUAUACCGUUCUCGAUGAUGUGGAAGAAGACAGCCGGAAAAGCUUGCAAAUGUUCACGCGAAAUGAAACUAUAAGAGAAGAGAGCAUUCGAGACUCUACACUGAUCACUUCAACUCUGAGAAACAUUUUCUCGUACAUAGAGGAAGAGGAACGGUUGAAAAUUCAAGUACCAAACAUUAAGAAAAUUGACGUUAUUAAUUACGAAGAAAUAACGAAAAUUAAUAUGUUCGGAGAGAAAGAAGGAUCCGCUUGUGGACUCCCUGACGAUUGCCCCUGUCCCACGGAAUACAUAGCUGAACUUACUAAAGAAGACUGUCGUAUUCGAAAAAUGAAUGAUACUAGAAUUGUACGAAAUUAUCACGAACGGAAUAACAUAUUUGGUGUAAACAUAAUAACGAAUGCAAUAUCAAGUAGUCGAGAGUGUGUUUCAAACAGAAGCGAGGAUGAAUUCGUCACGAUUUCGUGGAUGAAGUCUGGCUUGGUUGAAACGGGAGAUGUCGUAGCUAAGGUUACAGAAAUAUCUCCUCAGAUUCAUGGACUGAUAAAAGAUGCAGAGGUUUUCAUGGCACACGAUAAUACAGCUUUUGUAGUGCUAGCAAUCUAUUAUAAUACCCUGCUCGCCACGCAUCGUACAAAUUCCCUGAUCUAUAAAAUUGAUUUCGAGAAGAAUGUUCUGUUACUGCACCAAGAACUAUACACUGAUGGUGCCUGGGCUAUCGAAAUUUUUCGAAUAGAUCAUCAUACGUAUGUACUUUUGGGUUGCUUUGGAGAUUCUGAAACGUCUGUUCUAUAUAAAUUAGACGCACCUACUUACGAAUUUAUAAUGGUGAGAGCAUUCGGAGGUAAAACACGCAACGUAAAAAGUCUACAUCAAGAAAAGGAUCACUUCAUUUUAUUGGACGAGUACGAUACGAAUGCGUUAAACAUCUUUCACUAUGAUUCAGAAUUUGAUAACUUUUACGAUUAUCAAAGUCUCUUUCACGAUUCGCGGGUUGAAGGAAUAGAAUGUUUCUACUCGGAUGAAUAUGGUCAAAGUGAUUCUUUCGUUAUCGUCACAACAGAAAACGAUCAGUUAUAUAUUUACGAGUACAUGUUUGCUCAAAAGUUUCAAAUGAAAGUAUAUCAUCAAAUGGAUGAUUUACAAAUGAUGGUACCGUUUGAUUAUUUAGGAAAUUAUUAUGUUUUUGCUGGUACAAGUAAAAACAGCACCAUAUUGAGAAUUAUACAACAGGGACCGCAUUAAAAUUCCAAUAAGAUAUUUAUCUGUUCAUCAGAUAAGGCAUAUUCUACUUUUCUGUUAGGAAUUAGUAUUUGUUGUUACAAGAUGGAUUAACUCAUAUUUUAUUUAUUUGUUUUUUAUUGCACAUACAAAAAGAAAAUGACUUUCUCUCGAUCGAAUGUUUAUUUGUAAAGCAAUAUAAUACAUACAUAUAUUAUGCAUAAAAUCGUACAAAUCAAGUUGAAACGUAUGUAUUGAUACUAUAAAACUGUACUCAGAAAGUGAAUCAUUAAUUAUAUUUAUUGCAUUCAAGUUAUAACUAAUAAAUAAUAGUUCCAUAAAUAAA